Bombus huntii is the source of this 3897-nucleotide messenger RNA. It is a transcript of the gene sima, whose product is annotated as protein similar. The record is from RefSeq and is a predicted model, not a curated record. Gene Ontology annotation, biological process: regulation of transcription by RNA polymerase II; cellular response to hypoxia. The transcript has 14 exons. NCBI's taxonomy places the organism in Eukaryota, Metazoa, Arthropoda, Insecta, Hymenoptera, Apidae. Gene Ontology annotation, molecular function: RNA polymerase II transcription regulatory region sequence-specific DNA binding; protein dimerization activity; DNA-binding transcription factor activity, RNA polymerase II-specific. Bases 408 to 3797 code for a protein of 1129 amino acids. Gene Ontology annotation, cellular component: transcription regulator complex; nucleus; cytoplasm.
CGGUCGUUUACCACCACCACUGUUGUAACGAAUCUCACUACUACUACACUACUACCUUCACCAUCGUCAUCAUCAUCGCCAUCACACCAUGAGUUUGGCGUUCGUCGAGCGUUUCGUACGUAUAGAGAAGCACAAUGUGUUUUCGUUUCAUCACGCUAAUGAAAGUAACUGAGCAGAGGUGACGUCGCAUACCGUGUGAAGAACGUAUGUUGGUGCAUCGAUUUUGAUAACGGGAGAACACGAGAGAGUCGGUGCGAGCAAAGUACGGCAGAGACAGUCAAGCACGAAGAAUUUUGUGACGAGCCUGUGUCGGGCUGUAAGUUAAAUACGUUACUUAGCAGUGACUGAGACUAUCCCACAGUGUUGUACCAUUUGAGAAAACUUUCUUUAAAAUUUUUCGCCGAGUUAUGGAUCCACCGAAGAAAGAGAAGAAACACAAGGAGAAAAGAAGGUGUAACGAGAAAAGGAAGGAAAAGUCUCGUGAUGCUGCACGAUACCGUCGGAGCAAAGAGACUGACAUUUUCUCGGAUCUAGCUGCUGCUCUUCCAUUGCCAUCGGAACAGGCAUCUCACUUAGAUAAGGCCAGUGUUAUGAGACUAGCAAUCGCGUAUCUCAAAGUGCGCUCAGUGGUUGAUUCCUUUCCAGGCACACUGACCAAAUCCGAAACAUUGAAUCACAUGGACGAAUUAUUCUCCAAAGCUCUAAACGGGUUCAUGUUGGUGCUAUCCAACGAUGGUAACAUGAUCUAUCUGUCGGAGAAUGUCAGUGAUUACCUUGGUGUUUCUCAGAUGGACAUGAUGGGUCAGAGCGUGUACGAGUACAGUCACCCAUGCGAUCACGACGAAUUGCGGGAAUGCCUGUCCUCGAAACCGGCUGAGCAAAGCGACAAGCGUGCUUGUAGUUUUUUUCUACGACUUAAAUGCACAUUGACCAGCAAAGGGAGGAAGGUCAAUCUAAAGAGCGCUUCCUACAAGGUGAUUCAUUGUACCGGUAGGUUAACAUAUAUCCGCAAUCCAGUGUCGAAUUCAUCGGAAACUAGCGACGCGGAACACGAAAGCGACGAUGAUGGAAAUGAACGAGACACUGGAGCCUCGUUGGUGCUACUGGGAUGUCCCAUACCGCAUCCCAGCAAUAUAGAGAUACCGUUGGGACGGCACACUUUCCUCUCGAAGCACAGCCUCAGUAUGAAGUUCACAUACACUGACGAAAAAUUGGCUGAAUAUCUGGGUUGGAACAGCGAGGAGUUAGUGGGACAAUCCGUUUUCGAGUUCUAUCACGCCCUCGAUAAUUUGGCUCUGGAUAAAUGUUUUAAAUCACUGUUCAGCAAGGGUCAGUGUGAGACAGUGGCCUACAGAUUUCUUGGGAAACGAGGAGGCUACGCGUGGGUCGUGACACAAGCCACCCUGAUCCACUGCACCAAACAGCAAAAGCCACUUUCCGUCGUCUGCGUGAAUUACGUUCUAAGCGGCGUGGAACGCGAGGAUGAGGUGUACAGCGCGCGGCAGCUCGCAGCACGUGACAGCGAGGAGGCCGUGAAGCCGGAGGAGAAACCGGCUGCCACGAGCGACGUUGUCCAACUUCCACCUCUUCAAGCUACCACAAAGCUUCGUGUUCGAGUACAAGUGAACAGCAAGAAGCUCGAGGAUACAGCGCUCGAGGGGAAACAGCAACAAUUAUCGUUACCUGCUACAAAAUCGAAACCAGCGACUACCGGCUCUUCCAAUCGCGCGAAACCGUUGACAGUGACCAGUUCGAUCUUCCGCGCGGCGGACAACAAAGCGAAGAAGGAGCCUGUUCAACUUCAGGACGGCUCGCGGAAGGAUAACACCUUCCCGAGACCGGUCCAGUCUACAGAGAAAUCGUUCGUCGGUGUACAGGCUUUGAAAGAAUCGCUGGAAGAGUCGCUGAAGGAGAACAACGGGCCAAAACGGAAGCAACGGUGCCGCCAGCAAUCUGUUGCUAGCCGCGCUCCGUUCGUGUUCCAGGGCAAACCCGCGGUGGAAUACGAUCCGGAGACAACGGUUCGUCAGGACAGGCCACACGUCGUUACCAGACACCUGUUCGCUUCUAUUGCGACGCAACAACAACAACAACAGCAAGACCAGAUCACCUGCAGACCACCGCCACAGACAGCGACAGCGAGUAUCUUCGCUCCUCGUACCGAGGACAUGAACAAAGGCUUCUUGACUUUCAGCGAGGAUCAUCCAGGCCUUACGAUGCUGAAGGACGAACCGGAGGAUCUAACACAUCUGGCGCCUACACCUGGCGACGUAUGCGUCCCCCUCGAAGACACGCCUUUCCUUACGGACAUGCUCGACGAGUUUAUUCUUGGCAGCGACAACUAUUGUCCCCUACUGAGCCCCGAUGGAACCCUAGCACCUGAAUUACGCUCCACAGAUUUCACUGACUCUCUCAAAGAUGCCGAGUUGGGAGACACUUCGAGGAGCAAGGAUCUAGGGGAGUCUCUGGCCGAUAGCGAUCCGUUCAUGUACGGAGAUUCACCGAGCAGUCCAUGUAGCAUCGAUCCCAGCGCGGUUUCACCGCCGCUCACCAAGUACCGUCAAAGUCCAGAACGAAGUAUAGAUUCGUUGGGUAGCCCGACAGGGGGUAGCGGUGCGGACGGUUUAUCGGAGGACGAGAUGUUAAUGUUAGGCCUGAACGAUAGUAUAGGCGACGACGAGUUGGAAUUUAGAGCACCUUAUAUCCCAAUGUCGGAUCAGGAUGAGGCUCUGGAUUUGCUUAUAAGCAAUGAUAUGGUUAUGUGGAGUCCGCCACAGACGACAGAUCACAAAAGUUGUCUAAAAUGGACGUUAACGGAAAAGGAGCAACGAACGACAGAUUCUAGUUUAGCGCAAUUAUUGAAAAUGGAUCAGGUCGUCUCCAGAAAAUACAACGACCAUGGAGGAGGUUUGGUGAAUCCAGUACAAGUUCUCGGUCAAAUCCCUAGGAAGAAUAUAAAUCUAGAUAACUGCCAUUGGUCCUCCAAAAUGGACAGACCAACGAAGCGUAUUCACACUGCCUCCGUAGACGCAGGGAACGACAAUAAGCGCAUCAGAUGUGACGAAUCCGCGAAAUGUAGCGAUCACCUUAGUCUAGAGGAUCACCUGUUAACAAAGCAGCAGCCGUCUUCGAGAAAAUCGUCGAACUUGGGCAACAGUCAACUGUUGCGUCGCCUGGUGUCUCAACAGAACGUUCUGCGGAAUAAUUUCGCGAACGAAUCGUACGACAGUACGGUAAAAGGUCGACAGAGCGUUAAUCGAUUAGAAGGGAAUCUGAAUGUGGAGGAUGGCGAAGGAGACAGUGGUGGCGGAGGUGGAGUUAACGAUAGCGGAGGAAGAAAAGUCGAAACGAACGAAGGAAGGUGUCGUCGAAGCGGCGUAGAAAACGGCGACGCGAUCAGUCAGGUCUCUCAGCGGAAUCCGGCGUGCAACAGCGUGCUAAUGAAUCUCCUGGUAUCCGGCUGCGACGAAAACCUAAUGGACUCGCGGAACGUGCCGUCCAUAUACCCUAAAAGCCUGAUGUCUCCACUGUCUGUGAACCUGGAGAACCACCAAAUGGUGCCUCAAUGUCCGGAUUCCAGAGGGUCUAGCGUAUCCUUCGACCAGCUGAGCCCCGCUGCGAGAAAGCAACUAUCCAACAAUACAUUUAUAACUGGAGGAGGAUCAAUCGAGUCGUCGCCAUCCUCACCGAUGAUGCCAUUCGAUAAUUUUGAUUAUGAUACGAGUAUGUCGGCUAGUGGUUUGCUUCAAGUGGAACCGGACCUAUUUGGAAGUCUACUGAAUCGGAAUCUCGUUUAAGCAGUCGUGUUUAAUCCGAAUACAAGCCGACUCCGCAAUCGAGUUGAUCGGAUUUCGUGGGGAUUAAAAAGGAGAGGAUUAAAAAAAAAAAAAGAAGAAA